AUGAAUAGCCCAAAAGAGAUGGAGAUGCAUCUGAGUCUGUACUGGGGAAAAGAUGCCACAGUCCUCUUCGCUAACUGGCCUAAUCGCAGCCUUGGCAUGUACAUAUCAUCUAUCCUCGUCGUCUUCCUCCUAGCCCUGCUUUGUGAGCUUUUCUCUAAACAUCCAACCCUAAAACCAGGGACUAGCCCUCUCCUUGGAGGGUUGUCCCACUCUAUUUUCUACUUCUUUCAUAUUGGCUUCCAUUACUUGGUGAUGCUUGCUGUUAUGUCCUUCAACAUCGGCAUCUUCAUAGCUGCUUUGGUUGGCCACACCCUUGGCUUCCUCAUCUUCAACUAUCGACCUAUUCGCUCAUCAGCCAACAAAGACCCCAACGUGUCCUCCGUCCCUUCUUCCCCUAAAGUUUAA
This is a messenger RNA of Neltuma alba, 405 nucleotides long. Its product is annotated as copper transporter 2-like. The record is from RefSeq and is a predicted model, not a curated record. Gene Ontology annotation, cellular component: plasma membrane. NCBI's taxonomy places the organism in Eukaryota, Viridiplantae, Streptophyta, Magnoliopsida, Fabales, Fabaceae. Bases 1 to 405 code for a protein of 134 amino acids. Gene Ontology annotation, molecular function: copper ion transmembrane transporter activity. The transcript has a single exon. Gene Ontology annotation, biological process: copper ion transmembrane transport.